AUGGAUUCCACUUCUAGUGUUCCAUGGAAUCUAUUUCCAGGUUUAAUAGUUUGGCGUAGAGUCAGAUUUCUUGGUAGUGGUUCAUAUGGUGCAGUGUAUUUAACUUUUUUGACAAAUUUUAAUGAGUUGAAUCACCUACUUGCUGUGAAAACAAGCUUUCUAGCAUUAUCCACUUCUCUCUUUAAGGAGAAGAGAGUCCUUGCCAAUCUUGGGGACUGUCCCGAAAUCAUUGUUUGCUUUGGCCACAAGGUAACGGUCGAAAGAGGAAUGCAAUUAUACAAUCUAGUUCUUGAAUAUGCACCUUUUGGCACACUUUCGGACUUGAUCCAAACAUUCAUAUUACGGGAUAUAAACAUCAGAAUCUACACUACGAUUAUACUGAAAGGCCUUCGAUACAUGCACGCAAAAGGUUACGUCCACUGCGAUUUAAAGCCCGAUAACAUUCUUGUCUUUCCUUCUGAUCAACGUGGGUGUUAUCGAGUUAAGAUAGCGGAUUUCGGGUUGACUAAGGAGCCUGAUGAAGUAAUAAUUCCAGAUGACUACAAGAACAGGUUUCGAGGAACCCCGUGUUACAUGUCACCGGAAUCGGUGGUGCUCGGACAGAUUGGGCCUGCGCUGGAUAUAUGGUCUUUGGGUUGUAUUGUGAUAGAGAUGCAUACUGCAAAAAGUGCGUGGCAUGUCUUGGAGUGUACUCCAAGACUUGAUAUGGUUCAUCUGUUGGCUUCUACAAAGAUGACCCCGCCGAUACCUUGCGCCGUGACGGAAAUUGGGAGGGAUUUCUUGAGAAAGUGCUUGGCGAGAGAUCCCCGCGAACGAUGGACGGCACGGAUGUUGUUGAAUCAUCCGUAUGUGAGUGAAGUUUGA
Molecule: messenger RNA, 864 nt
Organism: Morus notabilis
Lineage: Eukaryota; Viridiplantae; Streptophyta; Magnoliopsida; Rosales; Moraceae
Product: mitogen-activated protein kinase kinase kinase 17
Exons: 1
Coding region: 1-864 (287 amino acids)
Biological process (GO): protein phosphorylation
Molecular function (GO): protein kinase activity; ATP binding
Source: RefSeq, a predicted model, not a curated record